AUGAAUGACACCCUGGCUAAACCCUCUAGUGGCUAUAACAAAUAUUCCUACAUACAUUUUACCAUAGCGGCUGCUGUAGCGCUAUGUCUUUGUGUUGUUGGCCUAGUUGGAAAUGUUAUUGUGUUUUGGUACCUACGCUUCAAGAUCCAGAGAAACAAAUACACAGUUUAUAUUAUGAAUCUGUCUGCAGCUGAUGCCUUGUUUAUUAUAUUUACUAUGGUGAUCUUGAUGGUCCAGAUAAAUAGACUCGUUGGUACACAUCCUAACUUUAUAGGGAAGGAGAAAUUAUAUUUAUUCAUCGAAAUAGUUUAUGAUACCAUGCAGUAUUCUGGAAUGUUUAUCCUUACAGCUGUCAGCAUGGAAAGAUGUAGCUUUGCCCUUUUCCCCUUUUGGUAUCAAAGUCAUCGGCCUAGGAACUUGUCCACUAUUAUGUGCACUGCUCUUUGGAUUCUCUGGUGUUCGGAAAGUCUCCUUGAGAACCUUGUGUGUACAACAGAAGCUUUCAUGGAUCAAACCGUACAGUGUUCAGUAGUUCAAAUAAUAGUUUUUGUUUUAGCCAAUGGAAUCUGCCUACCAAUUAUGGGCAUUUCCAGUUUCACCUUGCUCUUCAAAGUAAAGAGGACAUUUAAACAGCGAUACACACCUAAACUGUAUAUCGUCAUUGCAGUUUUUGUAUUCAUCCUAUCAGUUCUUCCAUUUAAUAUGUUGUGGUUUUUAAUGUUCUUCAGAUUAAUACCAACUGAUUGGAGUACUGCAAGCAUAUACUUUGUGGCAGUUUUUUACACAGUUGUUAAUCGCAUCGUCAACCCCUACAUUUACUUUUUUGCUGGGAGGAAAUCUAAACAAAAGAGCCAUCGCUCGAUCAUAGAAGCCCUCCAAAGAGCCUUUAGGGAGGAAGCUGAUGAGAAUGAGUCACAAAACAACUAA
This is a messenger RNA of Nanorana parkeri, 927 nucleotides long. RefSeq names its product mas-related G-protein coupled receptor member D-like. Gene Ontology annotation, molecular function: G protein-coupled receptor activity. Gene Ontology annotation, cellular component: membrane. The coding region runs from base 1 to 927 and encodes 308 amino acids. The transcript has a single exon. Gene Ontology annotation, biological process: G protein-coupled receptor signaling pathway. Lineage: Eukaryota; Metazoa; Chordata; Amphibia; Anura; Dicroglossidae. The record is from RefSeq and is a predicted model, not a curated record.